Oryza sativa Japonica Group (Japanese rice) is the source of this 1584-nucleotide messenger RNA. NCBI's taxonomy places the organism in Eukaryota, Viridiplantae, Streptophyta, Magnoliopsida, Poales, Poaceae. The record is from RefSeq and is a predicted model, not a curated record.
AUGCAGCUCCGCCGCCUCCUUGGUCUCUCCGGUGAGACAUCGCGCGGCAGGACCCGCCGGAGCUACACGCGACCUCCCGCAUCGCCGAGCCCCCGUGCGCCUCCCAACUCUUCUUCCCCUUGGGCGUCCUCUCUCCCCGCGGCCGCCACGGCCCCGGCGCUCACGCAAAGCAAGUCCCCCCCCUUCGCCGGCUUCAUCGACAGAGCGACCAGCGACGGCUUCCUCCUCCGCGGGGUGUACGAGAACGACGUCGCCCGCGUCGUCUGCAACCCGCUCACCGGCCAGCUGUUCCGCCUCCCGGACAUCGGCGGCGCGAGAAGCGAGGCCUCGCCCGGCGGCGCGGCGGGGCUCCUCACCCAGGCCGAUCGCGGGGACGGGCACGGGCCGCCUGAUCGGUACGCGGUGAUCGAGGUCGGCGUCAACGGCCACGUCAUGCACCGUUUCCUCUCGGAGACGGGGAGGUGGGAGGCGAUGCCGAGCUUCUUCUCCUCGCUGCCGUUCGGGCGUUCCACUAUCAUCGACCACCCACCGGUGGCGUUCGGCGGGCGGAUGUGGUGGAUCGACCUGGGCUGGGGCGCCGUCUCAUUCGACCCGUUCGCCGACGAGCCGGACUUCCGCAUCGUCGCGCUGCCGACCGGCAGCGUGCUGCCCGCCGAGGCGUCGGGCUUCGCGACGCGACGGAAGCUGAGGCUGAGCAGGUAUCGGCGAGUCGGGGUCAGCGACGGGAGGCUGCGCUACGUCGAGGUGCCCGCGUCGGCCGGGGCCGAGCCGUUCGAGCUAAACUCCUUCGUUCUCGACGAAGCGGGCAACCGCUGGACGCUGGUGUCCAGCGGGGAGCCCUUGGCUGACGGGAGACAGCUCUGCCCGGACGGAAGCCACAUCUUCGCGGAGGCGCCGUUCAUCUGUUGCAUCGAUCCGCUUAAAGGCAACGUCGUGUACCUCAUGGCCGGUCCAGGCAACCAGGUGGUUAUCGGCGUGGACAUGGAGACGGGGUUGGUGACUGGGGCCACUCUGUUAGACCAACUCAACUGGCUGACACCCUGCUUGCUCCCGCCGUGGCUUGGAUCAUGCCAGAUUCCUUCUUCAGGCAAGAACAAUGUGAAAAAUGAGGCGUUGGCUGAAAUUCUGGUUCGUUCAGACAGAGCCAAGUAGAUACAAAGUUUUCCAGGUUUUUAAGAUUAAGAGACAGGCGUUUUGAUGGAUUAGGAAACUGAUUUUGGUAGUUGUCGAACUCUCUUUUUGGGAAGAUUUGGAGACAGGAGUUUCUUCAGUUUUUGGGAAGAUAUGAACUCUCUUUUGGGGGAAAAUUCUGACUGUUUCUUCAGUUUUUGGGAGCUUUUUCUGCAGACCUGUUAUUUGUAUUAGAAUGGCAAUUCAAUCAGCGUGUGAUAACCGUCACAGGACAGCAUAUAUGUUUAACUGCAAGUCAGUAACGUCCUUUCUAUGGAUAGGCCUAUGCAUGUUUUGUACCUUGUGACAAAUCUAAUUAGGGAGCCCUUAUUCGUCCUGUUCUGCAAGUUAACUGUGAUUGUAUUGUUUCAUCAACAGAACAGUAUAUGCAUUGGUCGAAUAUGGAAGACGAAA